UAUGGAGAAGAGCCAGUAUGGACCCCCGCAGGACGUGUCUGCUCCCCCCUACCCCGGCCUCCCAGCGGGCUACCAGGGAAGUGGCGGGGGAACAGCCUACCCCCCUCAGCCUGGCUUCCAGGGAGGUCCCCAACCCGGCAUGUACCCACCACCUCCCCAAUACGACAUGGGCAUGGCACAACCUACAAAUGCCCCCAGCGUAACCCAGGUGGUGGUGAUGCAGCAGCUGCUGCCUAGAGACAUACCCGGCCAGAUGACGUGUCCCCACUGUCAGGUCCAGGUUCUGACAGAGACCACACACACCACUGGACUGCUCACCUGGGUCAUCUGUGGAGCCCUCGGCUUCUUCCUGUGCUGGCCAUGCUGUUUGAUUCCGUUCUGUGUUGACUCCUGUAAGGACGUAGAACACCGCUGCCCCAACUGCAAGAGAGUGAUCCACAUCCACAAACACAUGUGAACAGACCAAGAUGAGACGCCUGCCACAAAGUGAUCCACAUCCACAACUAGCCCCGGCCCACAGCCACUGCUGCCACAAAGUGAUCCAUACCUUUAUGAAUCCAUUCCAAUACACCAUUAGUCUACACCACAAGUCUACACCACUAGUCUACACUACACCACUAGUCUACACCACUAGUCUACA
Molecule: messenger RNA, 640 nt
Organism: Salvelinus namaycush (lake trout)
Lineage: Eukaryota; Metazoa; Chordata; Actinopteri; Salmoniformes; Salmonidae
Product: lipopolysaccharide-induced tumor necrosis factor-alpha factor homolog
Exons: 4
Coding region: 2-457 (151 amino acids)
Molecular function (GO): zinc ion binding
Source: RefSeq, a predicted model, not a curated record